AUGUUUGGCUAUAAUGUGUGGCUAUCGGAACGCACUUGCCUCGAUAGAAGACUGCCCGAUGUGCGGCAUCAAUUUUGCAACAAACACAAGUGGAUGGAUGUGGAGCUGCCCCGUGCGAGCAUAAUACUGACCUAUCACCAGGUGGAUAUCAGCGCCAUUUUGCGAGCUUUACACAGCAUACGUGAGCGGACACCGAUGGAGCUAAUUCGAGAGAUCAUUCUGAUCGAUGAUGCUACUGAGGUGGAGGAGCUGAGAAGUCGAGAUUUUCUAGUACUCGUAAAUAAAUUGUUCGGCGUUUUUUUGCGAGUGCGUCGACUGAAAGAGCAUGUGGGUGUUUGGGCGGCACGCAAGGUGGGAGCUGAGAUGGCUCACGGAGAUGUGCUGGUCUUCAUGGAGCCCUACAUAGAAGUCAAUGUGGAUUGGUUGCCGCCACUGCUGCUCCCCCUCACGAAAAACUGGCGAGUCAGCACAAUGCCCGUUCUGGAUAUUAUUGAUCACGCGACUCUGCGCUACGCGGCAGGAGAACCUAAGCGUCUGGCAUUUGAUUGGCAUUUACAUCGGAUGGUGCUGCCGCUGCGAGCUAAAGAGCAAGAGAAAUAUCCCGAGCCCCAUGGCAGUCCAGUUCUAAACGGUAAAGUAUUUGCCAUAACUAGCGCAUGGUUCUGGGAAAUAGACAGUUAUCAGACCGAGUACUACAAUCCACCGGCUGUGGAGCUUGAGCUGAGCUUCAAAAUCUGGCAAUGUGGAGGUCGAGUGCUGCAGGCAUCCUGCUCUCGUGUGGGUUAUAUAAAGCACAAAUCGAAUACUCUAAAUAAGGAGUCCAUGGAGCUCGAAGACUUUAUGGAUGAGCAAGUGAGCUUCAGGAACUUGGUGGAGGUCUGGUUCGAUGAAUAUAAGCAAGUUGUCUAUGAGACUUGGCCAAAUUUACAACAUUUCAAACCCGAUAAUUUGCGCAUGGAGUUCAUAUUACGUCGUCGCUUACAAUGCCGAUCAGCGCGGAAUUUCUUUGAGCAUGUCGCUCCAGAUAUAAUGGCCGCUCAUCCCUUUGAACUGCCCGAGGAUCUUGCAAAUGGCGAGCUAGCGAUGAUCAAUGAGCCAAAGCUUUGCCUUAGCACGGAGCCACGGAAUAGGUCCAUAUCCUUGCGCCUUCGUCCAUGCAAGAGAAGAAGUUUUCAGCAACGCAUUGGCUCAGCGCAAUAUUGGGCUAUCGGAUCCGACCGUAGUCUGAAGCAGAAACAAAUAUGGUUGUUGUUGCUGUUGGCGGUCUUAAUAAGCCUAAUAUAUUAUAUCAAUGAAAUAAAGCCCGAAAAUUUGGCAGCAAAAACAAGGGCUGCGCACACAACAACAAUAACAACAACUACUACUACAACAACCAAAACAACAGCAGCAGCUGAGCAUAAUAUCAGGUACUUGAGAGCGAACUAUGAGGCACUCGUAGUGCCCUCUCUGGGGGCCAUGGGCAAGCCAGCGCUCGCUGAAUGGAGCGCCGACGAGCUGCUGGCUAUUGAGAGCAGUCAGAAUGAGACGGGCUACAAUGCUUGGCUCUCGAAUCGUAUCUCAGUCGAGCGAAAGCUCCACGACAUGCGGCAUCGCAGAUGCAAAAAGCUCCGCUACCGACUGAAACAGCUGCCGCCGGUUAGCGUUGUUAUCACUUAUCACAAUGAGCAGCCGAGUGUGUUGCUCCGCACGCUCCACAGCCUGAAGAACAGAACGCCGAAGCGUCUGCUCCGUGAGAUCAUUCUGGUGAACGAUGCGAGUGAUGCGAAGGAGCUCAGCGGCAGCGAUUUCGCCAACUAUGUGAGCUGGAAAUUCCCAGAGCUGGUGCAGCAUCUCCAGCUGCCCAAACAGCUGGGUCUGAUGGGAGCACGUGUUGAAGGUGCGCGGCAGGCCCAGGCGGAUGUCCUCGUCUUCCUGGAUGCACACAUUGAAGCCACCAGGGGCUGGUUGCCGCCACUGCUCGCCCCGUUGCUGGAGAACAAUCGCACCUGCACCACGCCCAUCAUCGACACCAUUGAUUACGCCAAUUUCGCAUAUAGGCGUGGCAAGCCAUCGCGUGGCUUCUUCAAUUGGCACUUCAACUAUGUACAGUUGCCAUUGCUACCGGCGGAGGCUGCCCUGCUGCCCGCCCCCCACGAUAAUCCCAUCAUGAAUGGCGGUCUGUUUGCCAUAAGAAAGCAGUGGUUCUUUGAGCUGGGCGCCUAUGAUGAGGGCCUGCGAGUGUGGGGCGGCGAGCAAUUUGAGUUGAGCCUCAAGCUCUGGCUAUGUGGCGGACGUAUUUUGGAGGUUCCCUGUGCACGUGUGGGCCAUUUGUUUAGGCAUGGCGACUAUCAGGUGCGCUACACUCAACGCAAUAACGAACGUAAGGCUAUCGAACGGAACUAUAAACGCAUUGCUGAGGUCUGGCUGGACGAGUACAAGGACAAGUUGUAUGCCAAUGUGCCAUCCUUGACGUAUGCCCGCGCGGGUCCGCUUAAAACUCAGCGCGCGCUUCGUGAGCGCUUACAGUGCAAGCCCUUCAAGUGGUUUUUGCAGCAUUUGGCUUCAGAUUUUCUGGCGGUAUACCCACUGGAGGAUCCAGCCGACUUUGCAGUCGGUGCUUUGCAAAGCUUGGCUGCGCCAGAGCUUUGCUUGGACACGGCUCACAAGAAAUCGGGGCAGCCGCAAUUACUACCCUGUGGAACGGACCUUAAGUACCCCGAACUAAAUCAGAAAUGGACGCUGAGCUAUAGACGUGAACUGCGCUCCAGUUAUCUGUGCCUAGAGCUACGAAAUCGUCAACCCAAUGCCACAAUUUGGCUGUGGCAGUGCCAUGGCCAACUGGGCAAUCAAUUCUGGUACUACGAUCCAAAGGGUAAGCAGUUGGUGCAGGGUGUGGAGGAGGCGCAGCAGAGGUGUCUGGAAGCACAGGUGGAGCAGCGUAUUGUGGUGGCAAAUAUCUGCGAUGCGGAGAGUGUGGGGCAGCGUUGGAACUUCGGGUUUGUAAAUCAAACGGCGCUACAAAAGUUCUGGGUUGGCAUUACCAGGCAGUGACAAGAAGCACUCAAUUUUUACCAAAUUACGCUUAUAUUUGUACUCGACAUUUCUGAGAUUUGCUCUUUUAGGUGUAGGAAUUAAAAUAAACGGUUGUAGACUUGCCUUAUAAAUGUAAAUAAAAGUAUAAAGUUAA
Molecule: messenger RNA, 3166 nt
Organism: Scaptodrosophila lebanonensis
Lineage: Eukaryota; Metazoa; Arthropoda; Insecta; Diptera; Drosophilidae
Gene: Pgant8
Product: polypeptide N-acetylgalactosaminyltransferase 8
Exons: 7
Coding region: 1-3030 (1009 amino acids)
Cellular component (GO): Golgi apparatus
Source: RefSeq, a predicted model, not a curated record